AUGACGCCCCCACGACCUAGUGCCGUCCUUCACCGGGACACUCGUUCCAUCCCCAAGUCGGCGGUCGGUGGCAAGGGCAGCUAUCUUUUCCUUGAGGAUGGGACCAAAUUUCUCGAUUCAACCGGCGGCGCGGCUGUUGCAUGUCUGGGGCAUGGCCACGAGCAGAUCAAGCACGCCAUGAAGGAUCAAAUCGACACGAUCUCAUAUUGCCACUCUGCCUUCUUUGGCACUCAAGUAGCCGAAGACCUAGCUCGACUGUUGGUAGAUUCCACUGGCGGAAAGUUGUCCAAGCUAUUCGUCUCCUAUCCACUGACGAGCCAUUCAGGUUCCGAGGCCGUGGAUGCUGCUUUAAAGCUAGCCCGCCAAUAUUUCCUCGAGCUGCCAUCCCCCCAGCCGCAGCGAACACGGUUCAUAUCCCGUCUGCCGUCCUAUCACGGCGCCACUCUGGGCGCUUUAUCGGCCGGAGGCCAUGUCCUUCGCCGACAGCCCUUCGAGCCUCUUCUAUCCAAAAACACAUCGCAUGUCUCUCCCUGCUACGCAUACCGCGGCAAGCAAGACGGCGAGUCCGACGCACAAUACGUUGCUCGUCUAGCCGCCGAGCUGGACGCGGAGUUCCAGCGCGUGGGACCUGAGAAUGUGUGCGCGUUCAUCGCAGAGCCCGUCGUAGGCGCAGCCCUGGGCUGCGUCCCCGCUGUACCGGGCUACUUCGCCGCCAUGAAGGCCGUCUGCUCGAAACACGGCGCACUCCUGAUCCUCGACGAGAUCAUGAGCGGCAUGGGCCGGUGCGGGACUCUGCAUGCAUGGGAGCAAGAAGAUGUCGUGCCCGAUAUCCAAACUAUUGGCAAGGGUCUGGGUGGAGGGUACGCGCCUGUCUCGGGGAUUCUGAUCGCCGAUCAUAUCGUGCAGACCAUGGACAAAGGCACGGGCGCUUUCCGACACGGACAGACCUAUCAGGGCCAUCCGAUCUCGUGUGCUGCUGCGUUGGCGGUGCAGAGGACUAUCCAAGAGGAAGGGUUGCUGCAGAACGUGCGGGAUAUGGGCUCUUAUCUUGAAGAGCGGCUGCGGACCCGGUUGGAAGGGCAUCCGUAUGUAGGGGAUAUUCGAGGGAAAGGACUGUUCUGGGGGGUUGAAUUUGUCAAGGACAAGGGUACGAAAGAACCAUUCGAUACCGAGACGCGCUUGUCGUUCUUGAUUCAAGAGAAAGGUCUGCAGCCGGAGUAUGCGAUCUCGCUAUAUGGUUGCACUGGCACAGUGGACGGCGUGCGUGGUGACCAUGUCGUGCUGGCUCCGCCCUACAACGUGUCUAAGGAAGAGAUCGAUACGAUUGUGGAUGUGAUGGCUAGAGUACUAGAUGCUGUUUUUGCGGACCUGGAGAUGUCCAAAGAAUAG
Penicillium riverlandense is the source of this 1389-nucleotide messenger RNA. RefSeq names its product aminotransferase, class III. NCBI's taxonomy places the organism in Eukaryota, Fungi, Ascomycota, Eurotiomycetes, Eurotiales, Aspergillaceae. The coding region runs from base 1 to 1389 and encodes 462 amino acids. The record is from RefSeq and is a predicted model, not a curated record. Gene Ontology annotation, molecular function: transaminase activity; pyridoxal phosphate binding. Gene Ontology annotation, cellular component: cytosol. The transcript has 4 exons.